AUGGACCCUCCGAACCCCUCACACGACUCGACCUUCUUCACCCCCAACCACUCGCUCUCGCUUCCGGAUCACACACCCGAAGCAGACCCGCAUCGGAUGGCGUUCCAUCAGCAUGAGUUGGGGGUGGGGACGAGUGCGAGUGCGGGCGAGAAUGCGUUUGGGGAGUAUGCGGCGGGCGUGAGUGGCGCGCAGGAGGAGGAGGAGGAGGAGGAGGUGGGACGGGGUUGGUUCGCUGCGAGGACUCCGCGGGCUCAUCCGCUUGGGCAGGCGCAGGAGACUUCGAUCUCGCAUGAAGGACAGAACGGAGACUACGGAAAUGGAUUGCACGGCGCGCAGAACGGAGAGGGAGAGGGAGCGAACGGCGAGGAGGUAGAGGACGACGAGGAAGAAGACGGAGGAGCGUACCUCGACGACGAGGCGGAUGGGGAGUACGAGCCUCAAGGGGAGUCGAAUGGCGGCGGCGGUGGCGGCGGGACGAAGCGGAGCGCGAAGGGGAAGGGAAAGGCGCCUGCGAAGAGGGCGAGAAGGGCGAGUGCGAAGGGUUCGGCGGCGGCGAAUGGCCAUGGACGGAACGGCGGCGAUCCAGGCGUGCAGGGGUACGAGUACGACGCUGCGACUGCCGGCUCAUACGACGCCUCGACGUCUGCGACGCCCUAUGAUCCCUCCUCCUCUCACGCUUCGGCCUCCGGCUCGAACGGCGCCGGCGCAGGUGCAGGUGCGGUGCUGGAAGAAGCGGCGGCGCAGGACGAGGCCGAACCGCUGUACGUCAACGCGAAGCAGUAUCAUCGUAUCUUGAAGCGGAGGAUGGCGAGGGCUCGUUUGGAGGAGAUGGGCAGGCUGAGCAGGGAGAGAAAGCCCUACCUCCACGAAUCCCGCCACAAGCACGCCAUGCGCCGGCCACGCGGUCCAGGCGGCCGCUUCCUGACGCUCGAAGAGCGCGCGAUUCUCGAGGCGGGAGGGAGCGUUCCCGGAGUAGAGUGGCCGCCGAAACCUUUGCCUGGUGAUGAGGCUGAUGAGGCGGAGGGUGAGGAUGCUGGGUAG
Molecule: messenger RNA, 1041 nt
Organism: Rhodotorula toruloides NP11
Lineage: Eukaryota; Fungi; Basidiomycota; Microbotryomycetes; Sporidiobolales; Sporidiobolaceae
Product: nuclear transcription factor Y, alpha
Exons: 2
Coding region: 1-1041 (346 amino acids)
Biological process (GO): regulation of transcription by RNA polymerase II
Cellular component (GO): CCAAT-binding factor complex
Molecular function (GO): DNA-binding transcription factor activity, RNA polymerase II-specific; RNA polymerase II cis-regulatory region sequence-specific DNA binding
Source: RefSeq, a predicted model, not a curated record